Saccostrea cuccullata (small rock oyster) is the source of this 778-nucleotide messenger RNA. RefSeq lists its product as uncharacterized. Gene Ontology annotation, cellular component: membrane. The record is from RefSeq and is a predicted model, not a curated record. Gene Ontology annotation, molecular function: G protein-coupled receptor activity. The coding region runs from base 236 to 742 and encodes 168 amino acids. The transcript has 4 exons. NCBI's taxonomy places the organism in Eukaryota, Metazoa, Mollusca, Bivalvia, Ostreida, Ostreidae.
GGCACUUUAUUAGGAAAUGUGUGGUUUUCCAUUCCCGAUAAACAAAUUUUAAAAUGAAUUAUGAGCUUGAAUACUUUUCGCUAUCCCCAUAUCUCAGUUGGGGUGCUUAAUUUAAUUUCCUAUUUUAUUUUAAGUUGUUCCCAGACUUCAGCUGCAAAUUACACCACGACAUGAUUUUUCACUUCAAAGUGGCCAAAGUAUAAGUCUACAAUGUACAAUCACGAAUCCGGAAUCAAUGUAUUCUGUAGGCGGAGGUCUAAUCUGGCAGAAAGACGGGAAAAAUAUCGAAACAGAUUCAGACUUUUAUAUACAAACUACUAAUCUAUCCACCACAUUGAUGAAAAUAUCAGCAGAAAGUAAUGAUUCUGGAAGUUACUUGUGCUCACAUUCCCAUUAUCCUGAAACAGAAAAUGCUUCCAUCAAUGUAAAUGUAAGGAAACCAAGUCCCAGAAAACAAAUUGAAUGUCAAAGCGAGAUUUUUUCUAACAUAACAUGGAAACCAAUAUUUACAGGAACAACUGCAAACGAAUCCUGUCCAGAAAAUCAGAUCGGAAUAGCUACGAGAUAUUGUGACACUCGAGGUGUAUGGGAUAUGCCUAAUCUGAUAAAUUGUACUAGUAAAGCGUUUGUGGAUGCUUCCAAAGAGGUAAGUCUUUACUCAUGUACAGUUAAAGAAAACGCGAUAAGGAUAUCUGAAUAUGUUUGUUGUUGUGAAUGGAGUAUUGUUUCGGGUAACCUAUAAAAGUUAGUGUAAGCUUAGUCCAAUGCUUUCAAUCUC